Armigeres subalbatus is the source of this 1823-nucleotide messenger RNA. RefSeq names its product pro-resilin (gene Cpr56F). NCBI's taxonomy places the organism in Eukaryota, Metazoa, Arthropoda, Insecta, Diptera, Culicidae. The transcript has 3 exons. Gene Ontology annotation, cellular component: extracellular matrix. The record is from RefSeq and is a predicted model, not a curated record. The coding region runs from base 282 to 770 and encodes 162 amino acids.
CCACCGCGCGAAGCCGCGUGAAGGCAGAUUCCCCCUUCGAAAUAAUGUUUGUAUAAAUACGGCUGGCAUGAUUGUAUCGAAUCAUACACGAAUCAACCAUCCUUUAGAGUACAAACAACCAGCUUCCUUCUAAGCCUAGAGCUGUUUUCUUCUAAAAUUGACCCAGUAAUCAUCAUCCGUCGAAGCAGUUUUCCUCACCGCGUCAACAACAACGACCAAUCGAUCCUAGUGAAAUCCUGUUUCCAGUGUUCUACCGAGUGAACCGCAAUCAAAAAGCAAUCAUGAAGUUCUUCGUCGCAGUCGCCGUCGUCUCGCUGGCCGCUCUGGUCGCCGCCGAACCACCAUCCCCGUACAGCAACUACCAGCAGGGCGGGAAUGGGAAUAACGGUUACAACUAUAACGCAAACUCAAACGGGUACAACUAUCCAUCUGCCCCAUCCACCCAAUACGGAGCGCCGUCCGGUAACGGAGCCGGUGGUGCCGGCGGGUACAACUAUGCUGAUGCCAACGCUAACGCCGAACCCGCCAAGUACAGUUUCGAGUACCACGUUCAGGACUUCCAGUCCGGCAACGACUUCGGGCACAUGGAAUCUCGCGAUGGAGACCGCACCACCGGCCGCUACUUCGUCCUCCUUCCCGACGGCCGUAAGCAAGUUGUAAACUACGAAGCCGACCAGAACGGAUACCGCCCAACCAUCUCCUACGAAGACACUGGUGCCGGUGCCGGAGGCUACCCAAACAGCCAACAGGGAGGAUUCCAGGGAUACUAAGGUAACAAGAAAGUCCGAGCCUCAUGACAGGUAAUCCACACCAGUUAGGAAUGAAUUUAAACUCUUAGUUAGUUAUGUGCUUAGUGAAUUAUUCUCACUCUUUCCACCUCAACCCUAUUCCCUAUCCUGCCACCCAACAGGGUGGAAAUUGGCCAGUAUUUUCAAACUAUCGAUCUUUACCAGCUCCUUCUGUGAGCAAGCAUCGGAUAUUCUCCAUAAAAAAACCAAACAAAAUCUUGACCACUGGCAUCGAACACUGGAAAAACGAUUUCAAAAUGUAACCACGAACGUAUUAAAACAAAACACGAAUGUUUAUCACGCUUUUCAAUGUGCUUAGUCUAAGCGAACUGCUUUUAUUAUGAAGUACCUCUGAAGGCUCGAUUAGAGCUUUCAAGACGCAAAGAAUCAAAUCAAAAACUCCGCCAAUCAAACGAUUGGCGACCAAAAAAAUCUUGUAAAGAAAACAAAUCCUAGGUUAGUGAUAAGCAAGCAAAUGAAAAAUGUGUGAGGAAAACGAUGAUUAGCUGCCAUACAAAUAAGAACAUCUAAACAAAAAGCAAUGCAAAAACAUUAAACAAAAAUAAGAUAAAACGAGGGCCACCACCCGCAAACCAACACCAACGAAUAAGGCGGUGGUGACACCUUUGAAACAAAAACAUCUAGAAGAAAACCUCUGUAAAUAAGUAAGCGUUAUUUGUACAUUUUAUUAUUUUUUUGUUUUAGUUUUCUUACUUUUUGUACCUGUAACAUUGUCACAAUGCAAACAAGAAGUUAAGAAAAAUAAAAAUACGAAGGCAACACGAUCGGCACUCCCAGCUACACAGUUACCGGUGCCCCGGAAAGAGCGGCCGGUGAUGAUGGUCUGGUCGUUCCGCCCAGUAAUUCGGUGUCAUCACAGUAGGCGGGCUUAAACGGAGUUCCGCCCACUGUCUGGCGAUGGCGAUUACGGUGACAGGAGCCUACCGACCACCGAGCACCAGCCGACGAUCCGGGGCACAAGUGAGGCAGCUCGGGAGUGGUUGAUUAUUUGCCUACGAAUCAAAGAAAAUUCAA